Molecule: messenger RNA, 2045 nt
Organism: Ostrinia furnacalis (Asian corn borer)
Lineage: Eukaryota; Metazoa; Arthropoda; Insecta; Lepidoptera; Crambidae
Gene: Mrm2
Product: Mitochondrial rRNA methyltransferase 2
Exons: 3
Coding region: 141-890 (249 amino acids)
Biological process (GO): RNA methylation
Cellular component (GO): mitochondrion
Molecular function (GO): rRNA (uridine-2'-O-ribose)-methyltransferase activity
Source: RefSeq, a predicted model, not a curated record
UCGUGAACUGUGAGGGAUACAUUUUUAUUUUGUAAAGCUUAAAUUUAAAUUAACUUUAAGCUUUAAAUUAGAGAGUCACAGAAGAAAUAUGUAAAAAAGGACUCUUACGUAGAUAAAGGCUUCAUUUUUUAAGUAUUAAGAUGUUAUCGAGACAUUUUCUUGAGAGCAAAACAUUCAAUUUUGCAAGAAUGUGUUUCCUAGUCAAGUGUUUGAAGAGACUGAAAAGUUCACAACAAUGGUUAUGUCGUCAAAAAGCUGACCCCUACGUGGAAAAAGCUAAAAUCUAUAACUACAGAUGUCGGAGUGCGUUUAAACUAUUGGAAAUGAACGAAAAAACCAAUAUUCUCACACCUGGGCUGACUGUGGUGGAUCUUGGUGCUGCUCCAGGCUCAUGGACCCAAGUUGCUGUACAAAAAACUAAUGCUGACGGUGCUGAACCAAAAAAACCAAGAGGAUCUGUGUUGGCUAUUGACAAGUUACAAAUAUUUCCUAUUGAGGGAGCAACUAUCUUGAGCAACAUGGACUUCUCUACAAUAGGUGCUCAUGACAGAGUAGUAGAAUUACUUGGAGGCAAGAAAGUGGAUGUUGUUCUCUCAGAUAUGGCACCCAGUGCUACUGGGGUCAGAGAACUGGACAAAGACAGAAUUAUUGGACUAUGCUACAUGGCCAUAAGAUUUGCAGCAUUAGUGACAAAAAUUGAUGGCAAUUUGCUCUUUAAAGUCUGGGAUGGAAAGGAAGUUCCUAUAUUAGAAAUGGACUUAGAAAGGUUUUAUAAGAGCAUCAAAAUACUCAAACCAAAAGCAAGUAGAUCUGAGUCAUCCGAAAAAUUUAUUUUAGCAAGAGGUUUCAAAGGGAUACAAAGACCUUUGGAGAGUGGUCGGUGGGGUUAAGUUUGUUGUUUAUGCAUAAAUAAUAGACAAGGUCUUCCAGAAUUACUAAUAAAUAAUUGUGAUUGCAGAUUUUUAUAGAAGGAAAAUAGAAUAUGUUCUAUUGUUAUUGUAAUCUAUAGAUAUUUUAAGUAGGACAUGCUUUAUUAAGAAAAUAGGAAAAGGAAAAUGAGUAAAAGAUUUAGAUAUAAAAUAUUACAUAUUUUUUAUUUUGAUAGCAUAUGUAAGCAUUUUAAUGUUAUACUUAAAACAAGAACAAUAGCAUAAUAAUGUAGCCAUUGUAACUAAAAUAAUAUGUAAAAUACAUAAUAUCCAAAUUAACAAUCAUUGCCAUAUUUCACUUGUUGAACAAUAAUGUAAGAUUUGUACUUUAAUAUUUACAAUAAAAUAUACAUAUUUGGCAUAACAUGUAUGUCUCUUUAGAGUCACAUUAAACAAUAAUAUCACAACAAAUAAUUAUGUUCACAUUUUCCCAAAAUUGCGUUUUAAAUAAUACUUUUCCUUUCUUAAUUUGACAAUUAUUAUUAUGAGAAAGCAUAAAGAUAAAACUACAGUACUCCUGUAAACUAGCUUUUACCUACUUUUUACAUAAACAAUGUCAAAAAUACUGAUUUUCGUGUUGAUGAUUCAAUCUGCUAAUAGCCUAAGCUUGCUGAAACCUAAUGAGUAUUUGCUUUCCUUGAUAUAUUUUAUUAAAUCAUAGAUUAAGUAAUUAAAUGAUCACAGUCAAAUGUUUUGUCCAGAUUGUGCAAUAUUUAUACAACCAUUAUAGCAUCAACAUGAAGCAACAUGCACUUUUUUGGCUGAAAUGUUAAAUAACCAUAAUAAAUUAUUAAAGUAAUUAAAUUCUAAUUAAUUAUAAAUUCUGACAAAUGACAAUCAAAUUGCGUGUCAAGUUCUUAAUUACGACUUCAUUCUAAAAUAGCACAGAAAGACAAAAGAUUGUGAAAUGAAACUAUCCAUUGUUUUAUUAUUUAACAAAAACUUACUUUGAUUGAUGUACGCAAGUAUUUAGAUAAUUGACUCUUGUUUUAAAUCAAAACUUUAAUUUAUGUACAUGUCUUCAGAGGCCGUUUCUAUAUUGUAUAAUUAUUAUGAAAUCUCGGUUCAGUUAUUGCAUUGCAAAUACAUAUCUCCAGGAGAAUUAUUAUGUUGCAU